Myzus persicae (green peach aphid) is the source of this 2117-nucleotide messenger RNA. RefSeq lists its product as uncharacterized. Bases 767 to 1438 code for a protein of 223 amino acids. The transcript has 5 exons. Lineage: Eukaryota; Metazoa; Arthropoda; Insecta; Hemiptera; Aphididae. The record is from RefSeq and is a predicted model, not a curated record.
GUGAAGUAACCUUUUAGUUUAUAAUAUUUAUAUUUAUCUAUGAUUCCAUGAAGAUAUUGAGAUACUUAAUAUAUGCCUACCUAGUUGAAUAUUGCAUAAAGAACAAUGGUUCACUCAAAUGAAUAUUAUAAUAUAUAUUUCAGAUACUUAUAUAUAUUCUUAUAUAAGCUAUACAGCCUUACAGGAUGAUUCACCAAGCAGGAUCAUAAAAAUUUGUGCUACUUUUUAAUGAAUUUAUUCAAAUUCUGAUGUUUGGAAUUAUUAAAUAAACUAUUUUUUCAAAUUCUUGAGAGUUUUUGUACCCUGUAUUGACUGUCCGAGUGUUCUGGAAGUAUUAUAAACAUCUCUUUUUCAAAAUAAAUGAAUCCCCCUUUUCUAAGGUUAAUUAUUUGGCGGACUAUAGAAUGUUAUCCUCGGCUAAGUUGAGUCUGCUUUACAAAUUAUUUUACAAUUUACAUUAUACCAAACCACGAUUUUUGAAUCAAUUUCAUCGAUUGCAUUAUCUUAUUUUAUACGUUUUUUUCAAUUUCAUAGGUUGGUACAUCGUGCCAAAAUUCAAAAUUUCUUAUCGCAUACUUUGUCUUUGAAAAAAACCGACAAGACUUAUUACAAUAUUUACAAUUACAACUGCAACUACUGUAAAGUGUUUAAUAUUUUAUAUGCCUAUUUAUAUAUUAAGAUUGCUUAUUAAUAGAAUCAAUUAUUCUACUUUUUUCUCCGAGGAAACGGUUAACUGUGUAACGUAUUUUAAAUCUCUAAAAGCAUUAUGAGUUCAGAAUUGGAAAAAGUAACCGAAGACAUUGAUAUAGCAGUUGAUUUACUUGAUUUACUGAAAUCUAGAUAUUUCUUCUUGCGUGCUAAAUAUGAUAUUGACCUUAACUCUCAAACCGCAUAUCCGUCUAAAGAUAUUCAAACAGAAUAUCAAUAUGCAUCCAAUGAUCUUCAAUCUUUUAUCAUGCUGGAACUUCACCUUUUAGAAUAUGCAUGUACUUAUGGUAUUUAUUCCAUGAACAUGUAUGCAACUCGUCUAAAAACCAAUUUAAAUUACAAUGACAAAGACCAUUAUUUUUUAAAACUUCUUAAAGAUCACUUACGGAGCUUAAUCGAAACUAAUAAAGAUAUAAGAAAUAUUUCUGUGAAUCCUUAUAAUAGCUUUAUUUCAUACGUAAAUUCAUUCAAGGUAUAUGCGAAUGUUUUGAAUAGUGUUGAUGUAUCAAACAUCACUCUACUAAAUGAAACCCAUACCAACAAGAGAAAGAAUAAGCUGAUGAAGAAAAUUUCUAAAAUCAAUCUUAUGGCAAAUAUUAUUACACUAUUUGUAUCUGACCAUAUUACAGACUAUAGAACUGAAGAUGGACGGGCAGCUUUAAAUAUUUGUUUAAAAUAUAGAACUACUAGAAGCAUAGAAUAUUAUACAAAAAAAUGUAAUUUAAAUUAAUAAGAACAUUUUACUAGUUUUAGUUUAUAUAUAAUAUAAAGUGUAAUUGUUAUGUGUUAGGUAAAAAUCCACAAGAAGAAACAAAUUUUUUUUUUUUGAAUUUUACAUAUCUAUUUUAUUUAAUUGAAGUUAGUCAUAUUCUUAACAUUUAAUAACAUAAUAAAUAUUAUCAUUAGCUACCUAAUAAUUUUAGUUUUAUUAUAAACUGUACAAUAUACUGAAAUUACAAUGAAAUGUAAGUAAACUUAGAAAACUGUAAUAUAACUUAGUUUUUAAACUCAUACUAAUUUUAUGCUUAUUGAUUAACCGUGUACAAAAAUAGCAAGUUUUUUUUCAAAUUAAAUUAUUUAAUUUUAAAAGUGUAUGUGCUCAAUAAUACAUAGUAAUGAUAUGUUUUCAAAUUAGUAUAUAACUUUGUUAAUUAUAAAUUAUAAAUUUAUUUUUAUUUUUUUAUACUCCAGGUUUUGAUAAAACCUAGAAAAUAAUGUUUUUAAUUUAAAUGUAUAAGGAAUGUAUUGUGGAUUUUGGUACCCCUAGCCAUCCAAAAAACACAUCUUUCAAAGUAUUAAGCUUUUCAUUUCAAUAUAUAUGCGGAUUUUUUUAAUAUUUUAGAUUAAAUUAAUUUUACUAUGUAUAGACCGUUUUUAGUUUUUAAUACAUAAACCCAAAUUUGAUUAAA